GCUCAACGAUUAAGCCUUGUUCCCACCAGUUAUUUUUUUUACGAUUUCCCACCCAUUUUGGUUUCCCUUCACUCUCUAAUCUUGGGGCUUAUUUGAUUUGCAAGGUUUUCUAUAUAAUUUAUCCGUUCCAUUUGGAAAUUGUGUUGUUUACUUAAAUUGAUCCACUUAUGAAAUUACUCUAAAGUUUUCUCUCGCCGGAAGAAAUUGAAUUGUGUAACUUACAAAAUUACUCUAAAUUGAUCUCUUGCACUGUAUUGCGCAAUGUUUUACACAACGAGCAUAUUUCCUCUGUUUGUUGCCACAGGAGUCACACUUUCACACGUUUUUUUUUUGAGAAAGGAACGGUUUCUUGCGGGCGUGGCCAGGAGUCUAUAAAAUAUGAGGUAAUUGCACCAGAAGUACAAGAACUUGCACUCUAUGUGCAUUUUCAUACAGCUUCCAAAACGUGUUCAGGUGGUACAAGAACUUGUCUUGGAUGUGCACCGUUGGUACAAGUGGUGUCUGGAGCUGCCACGCGUCCCUGGUCCACCGUUGAAGCGUUUUUGCAGAAAAGUCCUUAUAGAAAGUGAGAAUUCGCGCGCGACCAGAAGCUUUCCCCUCUCGUCUCCACUCGUCUCUUUCCCCUCUCCUCUCUACGGCGGCCAGAACCCUAGCUGCGGCGACUGAUGCAUGGUGGACCAAGGGGAGGGGAGCAUGGACAGCACCGGCCGGCCGCCGCCGCCAGGGUUUGCCCGUCGCGGAGGGCCGCGGUGGAGGGGCAGGCCCAUGGCCCCAACACCUGAUCCUGCUCCUGCCCGUCGCGGAGGGCUGCGACAUACGGCGGCGGAGGAAGGCCAUGGCAGUACUGCGGCGACAGAGGAGAGGGUUGCGGAGGAGAGGCAAUGGAGGUACGACAAGCUGGUCUAGAAGUACAUGCUGCUGUACUGCUGCCUAGCAUCGGAGGAGGAGAGGGCGGCCAUGGCAGAGCCCAAUGGCUGGCGGCCGCCAAUCCCAAGCAAUGUCAGCUUGGAGGAGCAGAUUCGCGUCAUGGAGGCUCAGGUGGACAGCCUACGACAGCCUCCCCCGCCACCACCCCCAGCAAAUUGAACGAGGAAGACAUGCGCAUUUGGAAGGAGGGAGAUAUGUGGGCGACGAUCACAGGUGAAUACUUCUGGAAGAAUGGCGAUGGUUGGUCAAUGGAGUCAUCGACAGCAGGAGGAUCAUCUUCUCCUUCUACACUGAAGCAGAAGAAGAAACUGCAAGAGGAGAAUUCUUUGUUGCCGAUGAAGCUAAAGGGGGUGGAGCUAGAGCUAGAGAUGGGGAAGGCAGAGAACAAGAAAAUGCUGAAGAAACAUAGGCAUGAGCUUAGAAGGAGGGAUUGGAGGGAAUGUGUAAUGUUGUGCUUGUUCUCUGUUUGCUUAGUGCUUGUUGCUAUGAUCAGUGUGAGGUAGAAUGGGGAAAUGUAGGUGGUAACCAUGCUUGUUUAGAUCAAAACCAUGCUUGUAACCAA
Lolium perenne is the source of this 1489-nucleotide messenger RNA. NCBI's taxonomy places the organism in Eukaryota, Viridiplantae, Streptophyta, Magnoliopsida, Poales, Poaceae. The record is from RefSeq and is a predicted model, not a curated record.